UCGGUGCGCGUGAUCGAAUCCUCGUUCAAAGGAUACUGUGAGAGUUUUUACGUGCGGUAGAUGUGUUUUUGUUUUUAAACCUAUGUUAAUAGUAACCCUUGGCUUUCUCUAAAUUGUUCACAAGUUCGUUUUUGGACCGGUUAAGUGACCACGUCAUGACGGGAAGGAAUGCAGUGGAGGAUGUCAGGGCUUUAGUGGUGGAGGCGCGCCGUGCUUAUCGCGAUAACUUCGGCGAGGAUCCUGGUGUGGUGGUCUGCGCUCCGGGACGCGUCAACUUAAUCGGAGAGCACACCGACUAUAAUGAAGGAUUUGUUUUGCCAAUGGCUUUGCAUCUGGUAACGGUCAUGGUGGGCAGCAGCACGUCUGGCCAGAGCUGUUCUGUUGUAACCAUUGCAGAAUCUGCAGAUGAGCCAAGGAGAGUGGACUUUAAUCUACCAACAGACAGUGCACCACUGACAGGAGGACAACCCAUCUGGGCCAACUAUGUUAAAGGCGUGGUGCAACACUACAGAGCUCAGCCCCUGCCUGCAUUUAAAGCUGUAAUAGCCAGUAGUGUGCCACUGGGGGGUGGACUGUCCAGCUCAGCUUCACUUGAAGUGGCGGUGUACACCUUCCUCCAGCAGCUGUGUCCGGAUGAUGGGGAUAAUAUAGCGAAGGCACUAGCAUGCCAGAAGGCAGAGCAUACUCAUGCUGGAAUGCCCUGUGGUAUUAUGGACCAGUUUAUUUCAGUGCUAGGCAAAGAGGGCCAUGCGUUGCUUAUUGACUGCAGAUCAUUGGAGGCCACCGCUGUUCCCCUGUAUGAUCCUGAUCUGGUCAUCCUUAUCACAAAUUCCAAUGUGAAGCAUGCACUUACAGGAAGUGAGUAUCCCAGCAGACGAAAACAAUGUGAAGAGGCAGCAGCCAUUAUGGGCAAGCGCAGUCUGAGAGAUGCCACGCUACACGAUCUGUUGGAUGCCAAAGACCGUUUAGACAGUGUAACGUACAGACGAGUAUGUCAUGUGAUUGAAGAGAUUGAGCGUACGGCAAAGGCAGCUGAGGCUCUGAAACGAGGAGCUUAUCAAGAGUUUGGAAAGCUAAUGGUGGAGAGCCACAAUUCCCUCAGAGACCAUUAUGAGGUGAGCUGCCCAGAGCUGGAUGUGCUGGUAGCUGCAGCAAUGGAGGUUGAUGGAGUCUUUGGGAGUCGGAUGACAGGUGGAGGGUUUGGUGGAUGUACAGUUUCACUGCUGCGGUCUGAUGCUGCUGAGAGAACUAUGAAGCAUAUAAAGGAGAGAUAUAAUGGAUGCCCAACUUUUUACAUAACUACCCCAUCAGACGGAGCUCGGGUCCUCAGUGUAUAAUCAAUAAUGAAAUCAAAUGGCAUUUCAGCAGUUAAGCACACGUGGUUAUGAAUGAAUUCUAUCUAAAUCUAUGGCAAAUAUUCAAAAUGGAAAAUUCUGAUUAAUGUAACUAUAAAUGAUUAAUGUAAACUGUUGCCACAAAGUUGGAAGCACAUAAUUGUUUAGAAUAUUUUUAUAUGCUGUACCCCAGACCUGUUCUAGCAUACUGCAGUGGAGAUGAUAUAAAACAUAUAAAUGAAACAGAAAUAGUCUCUAAGUCAAAAAACACCACAUGGAGAAUCUCGCUCCUUGCUUGCAAUGCUAUUAAUUCUUGCCUUCUCACUGACACCUAUUUCCUCUUUUUUUGCCUCUGUUGUUUUUUCCCCUCUUGCCUGGCUCUCCUACAUGUGUACUAUUUCAACAGAAAUAUACUGGCCCAGCAUCAAUAGUUGGAUUAUACAUAUAUUACAAUAUAUUAUACAUAUAUACAACUAUAUUGUGCUGUGACCAUUAGGAGGUAUAUAAUGUUUUUAUUUUAUUUUAUUUUAUUUAGUUGCUUUUAUAUUUGAGAACCACUGCAGUAAUCAUAUUAUUAAUAUCACCUUUAAUAUUGUGUGCUAAAUCAUUGUAUUAUCACCUAAACUGAUAAUUGUUGUAGGUAUGAUGCAGUAAAUUAACUAAAAAAAUCUAAUCAA
This is a messenger RNA of Ictalurus furcatus (blue catfish), 2011 nucleotides long. It is a transcript of the gene galk1, whose product is annotated as galactokinase 1. Gene Ontology annotation, cellular component: cytosol; cytoplasm. The coding region runs from base 156 to 1337 and encodes 393 amino acids. Gene Ontology annotation, molecular function: ATP binding; galactokinase activity. The record is from RefSeq and is a predicted model, not a curated record. NCBI's taxonomy places the organism in Eukaryota, Metazoa, Chordata, Actinopteri, Siluriformes, Ictaluridae. Gene Ontology annotation, biological process: carbohydrate phosphorylation; galactose metabolic process. The transcript has 8 exons.